Lingula anatina is the source of this 1551-nucleotide messenger RNA. RefSeq lists its product as uncharacterized. Lineage: Eukaryota; Metazoa; Brachiopoda; Lingulata; Lingulida; Lingulidae. The record is from RefSeq and is a predicted model, not a curated record.
UUCUAACGAGGAGAAGUUCAACACGCGGAAUCGCGUCAAGGAGAAAAUGGCGAGCUAUUUUAUAGAUUCAAAAAGUGGUCUAUUACGCACUGGCGAGUUGUCAGAAAUCCUUUCGAAGGCCCAGGGUCUCGUCAAAUCGGCAGCGCGCCCGUGCACCUGCCAGCCCGGCACCUGUGCUUGCACGGCGCCCUCAGCGUCUCGCAGCCAAAAAUGCCUGAAAGUCCGAGUUGACACGGAGGAGAACGCCAAGGCUGGGGUCGGUGAGAAGAGAGGAAGAUGGCCGAGGAACAAAGUUGGUGCUUGCUGUGCGAUGCUGGUUCUGUGUUUGGUUAUCGUUGCGUUAUCGAUGGCGAUGGUGAUGUAUGCGUCACGGUCAGCUCUCUUCCCAUUCAGGAGAUCACUCAGCUACCUCAUUGGGAACGGAAUAAAAGUUGCCGACAGCUGCUCCGACGUGGGAGUAGGGAUGUCCUGUGCCACACCCUGUGAGUCUUCUGCUUAUUCUGUAUGUCCCCUGAGUUAUCAAGAACAAGGGCUCCCUCCUGCGGUCCUUUCUUGUCCUUGGGGAUCGGUAUGCUCCACCGCGAGAGAGGGCGUGGUCGGUUGUGUCCCCAGGGACACGUGUGCUGUAUCAGCUGAUGUCCUUGCACCAGAUACUGUACGUAGCCCCGCCAUUACCAAUGGACAGUUGAACGAAGUAGCUCCGCCCCCAAAAGAAGCCAUCCAAGACCAGCACCCGGAACUAGAACGAGUCAAAGAAAGGAAACCUGUCAGCGUCGGUUUGGCAAUAUUUGAUUUUCCAGUGAGGGGUUGGCAACGCAACCGGAAGCCAAAAAUGCCCAGAAAGUCUACCAAACCGGCCGACACCGGGCAUAAAAAGCCGACUGCUCCCGAACAGCCAGAAAAGCCGACUGCUCCCGAGGAGACGGAAAAGCCAUUUGCUCCCGAACAGCCAAACAAACCGGGUUUACCCGAACAGCUAGAAAAGCCGAUUGCUCCCGAACAGCCAAACAAACCGGGUUUACCCGAACAGCCAGAAAAGCCGAUUGCUCCCGAACAGCCAAACAAGCCAGGGUUGCCCGGACAGCAGCCUCAGAAUCAGUCCGAUGGUCAGUCAGGUGGAGAAGUUGACAACAGAAAAAUUCCUGUCAAACCUGAUAAUAAAUCGCCGGAUAGAUUUGGUUCCACGAAGGACAUCUUGGGUUGAUCUAAGACUUACUACCUUUUGAUUUGUGCUGGAACAACAUUCUUCGCUGAAGAUUUAUAAGUCCUAUUCACGUUUCCUUUUUGUAUGCAUUUAUUUCAGAUCAAAAGACGUAAAUACGAAUCCAAAUGCAUGGGUCUUCGUGCUAGAUUUAUGCCUGUCCAGUACUGUUAAUUUAUUAAUUUCACCAGGACACCUGACCUUUACAUUCCUUUCUUUAAUUUGUCUUUCUUUAUUUGUAAACAUUUGAUGUGUUUCUUUCUUGACUAUACAUAUUAUUAAUUACCUCACUGCUUCAAUUGUUACAUUAUGCGCGUGAAUUGAAUCAAUAAUUAUUACAUCAGUUUUAA